Molecule: messenger RNA, 752 nt
Organism: Camellia sinensis
Lineage: Eukaryota; Viridiplantae; Streptophyta; Magnoliopsida; Ericales; Theaceae
Source: RefSeq, a predicted model, not a curated record
GGGCGAAAAAGGUUGAUUCGUGCACGAGGACAUACAUUAGGCAAAGGAGUGCAAAAAAGAAUAGCUAGGAAAAAAGGAGAGAAAUUACAUGUGUAUGUCAAUCGUGUGUUGAACGCAAUCACAGGAGGGAAUGCAACCCCAGCGACAAAUGAGUUGAGAUUGCAAAUUAGACGGUUGUGCCCUCUUCAGAGCCUGAAGUCAUGGAGAAAAAUCGAUCAAAGUACCAAAGAUGCGGUCAUUCAAGCGAUGCUAGACAAGUUUGUUAUCGGCGAUGAUUUUGAUAAUGAUGAACAAGCUCAACAAAUCCUCGAUAGAAAGGCAAAUUUGCUAUACAAGGAUUGGAGGUACAAUCUAAAGCAAGAGUUCCUCGAACUUGAGGAAAAGGGUGUUGAUGACCCCUAUAGUCAUCCGCCUAGUGGAGUGAGCUUGGACGAUUGGAAAUAUCUUAUUGAUGUUGCUUGGAAAGACGAAUCUCACUUGAAACGCUCUAAAGCUGGUAAAGCAAAUAGGGGUAUGCUCCCCUACAAUCAUACAAGUGGAUCGCGAUCAUUUCCUAUAGCAAUGGUCGCUUAUGGCAAAUGAGGAUGGAGAAAUAGAUUUCCCUGAAUUUUAUAAGAAAUCACACAAGUCCAAGAAGACGAGAGACUGGAUUGACCCCAAAUGUGGUGAGCUACAUGAUGAUAUGGUGAAUCUACAUGUCGUAGCCACCGAUGCGGGGUUGCCAUUGACCUACGAAGAACUGUCAAGGCAAG